UCCCGCCAUAUUAGCCAGCAUGGGGUAGGCGAGGAUGUUCUCGAGGGGUGAUACGGGCUGUUUCUUCUCCCGUAAGGUAAUCCGCGUACCUGCGUCGCGUGUCCGAACCCCCUGGUGUCGUGUGCGGUUUCCACCAUCGAACGAGAGAAGCCUAAUUUGGGUCUCCCUGUGUGGACUGGCCGGAUAGUGUGCUAGGGUGGACCGGUAGCCCAGUUGUGUCGGAGGUCUGUAACGACCCCACUGUAGUAGACCCCACUGUGUUCGUGUAGCACGCAUGGAUAAACGUACUAUCCCAAGAACGACGGACCUCGACACCUCGAGAAGGAGGAAAGAGGAACAGCAGAGGGCCUGGACACCGGUUGAGACCAGGGAGAGGGGUGCUGAGGGCUGCACGACCAAGGCUGAAGAGCUCCUAGCCGCUGCCGCCGGCCUUCCUGAGGACACGUCUAACAAAAGGGGCUGCAAAUCGGCCGCGCAAGUGUGGAUGUCUUUAUUGUCCCUCUGUGAUCGGAUGUGCGGCUCCGCCGCGUGGCUAGUGCUCUUCACAUGCCUCCACGGGGAGGGCCGGGGGGAAGUGACAGACAUCAGCGCAAGUCCUGGGAGGCAAGCACCUGCCAACCAGUUGCGCCCCAAGGAACCACCCCCCAUGGUGAUUCAGGGAGAUUUCAGAAAGGUGAGUGGAAUCAGCACAGAGAUCUUCAAACAGAUCGAGACCGUCGAGAACGAUCAUGACGCCUCGACAGCAGCGGCCCUCGAAGCUGUCGAACGAAGGGGUGAGAUGGUCGUCCGAGUCAUCGAGCCACGACAGAUGGGCAGACAGGCGUCCGAGGCGGCGAAGAAGUUCAUUGCUAUGCAGGAUCCAAAGCAUCCCAUCCACUUUGUCGAGAUAAUCAAAAGGCCAGGCCAGACGCUGGGGUUGUACAUACGGGAAGGCAAUGGCGUCGACAGAAACGACGGUGUCUUUAUCUCGAGGAUAGCCCUGGAGACCGCAGUCUACAACAGCGGCUGCCUGAAGGUUGGGGAUGAAAUCCUAGCAGUGAAUCUGGUCGAUGUGACGCACAUGAGCCUGGACGAUGUCGUGAUCAUUAUGUCGAUACCCAGGAGGCUCGUCCUGGCGACUAGGCAUGGCCAGCACCAGCCAGUCUCACAUAGUCGUCAGACCGAGCACAAAGCGCCUCCGGUUGUGGUGAUCAAGAGGGAGCUAAAUGAAGAUGAGAGCGACCAUGCAACGAGUAACCACGUCAGGGAUGGCAGUCGUAGGCGUGGCGACGGUCGUGAGAUGCUACCUUCCCGGUCUAGAUUAGGUCUUUCGGGUCUAGGCUCCAGUCAAGACCUAGGUUCCAGCAACGGUGACCUAUACUACAACUCCAGACCGGAGGGACACUGGUCGUAUCAACCACCACCACCUCCUGUUAUCACACAUCAGCCAAAACCCUCUACGACGCAACACUUCCAGCCUUAUGAGCGUGGAUAUCCAAAAACUUUGGAGAGUUUAGCUGAAAAAGUACACUCCUUCUACACGGGGCCAGUUAUGCCCUCAAAUGGUGGUCGUCGAAUGUCCACGGGCGCAGGGAUGCAGUCGGUUGGCAGCAGAUUGUCUAGUCAGACUCAGCCAUCGCAUUAUGGUUAUGGCCAACACUCUGGAAGUGGAAGAAUUAUGCCUAGAAGCGGUUCAGAUCAACAUUUACCUCGCGUUGAUUACACAAGUAUCACCACUCCAGCUCGACAUACUCUUCUUAGAUCCAGCUUGAAGUCAGGAACAUCUGCGUUGAGAUACAACACCAGAUAUGGCACUCAGGGAGACAGUACGUCGACUACUCAGAGACAAGGUCAAUUUGGUACCCUAACCAGGAGGCACCGACCAUCGUUGGAUUAUGCUUCAGACACUGAAGCAACCUGUUCGAGUUCGCCCAAAUCGGCGUAUUAUUACUACAGGCACAAUAUGAACAAUCCGCCUCAGAGUAGCGCUGUCUCGCAUCUUGCCACCCUAUCGAGAUCACAGAUUGGUCAGAGUUCCUCAGGCUUGAGAUCGAAUUCGUUGCCUCGUAGUGGCAGAACGUUGCCCCAGCAACCAGGUCUCAGGUCUGGACUUAGCACAGUAGCAUCUGGACUAAUAGAUCAGGAAGAUAGUGACGGAGCACUAUCAGCGCCCGAACUACCUUCCAUUAGACGCGAUAGAGGAAGAAUACCGUCAUCACCCAGUGUGUUCACAUCAGAUGAGUACCGAGCAUGGCUGAGUCGAACGCCGAGUACCAGUGCAUUGUACGAGCAGAUUAGAGCCACUACGACUAGACCACCACGUUACACUUACAGCGCAGAGAACAUCCACGCAGCUGUAAAUCAAGGUGAAUAUGGAAGCUAUGGGACGUACAGACCAUUGUCCAGCACGCUGGAUCGUUUGUCAACAAGAUCAGCCUCUGCUCAGCAAGUGAAUCUUGCCAACUUAAGAGCAUCGACAGCGAUCAGCUCGACGUGUCAUCGUGGAACAGCGAACCCAAGACCGGCCUCGGUUGCAUCCAGUGCUCGUACGUCCUUGACGAGUCAGAAACCGUCACUGAGCAGCUCCACCACCCAGAGGGCAACGUCGGUCAGAAGAAUCAGGAACCUGCUAGACCUGGAGUCCACCCGAAGCAUACCUACCCCCACACCUACCAGAACUCAGGAUCAAAGACUGCUAGAUAUUAAUCCUGCAGAGUUCCUUAAGUAUAAGAUAGAAAAACCUCCGACUGUGGGAACUCCGAGCUCGACUAGCUCUCUUUUGAGCUCGCUCGGGGAAACCAGCAGCGGUGACCUGGCGGGUGGUGUUAGUGGACUACUUUGGGUCCAUCUUCUGGCAGGUCGUGGCCUCCGUUCAACAACAUCCUCCUCAGCGGCCACUACUCCUUCCACACCAUCAGGUCAGCCUAAUUUAGCUAGUUGCGGCUUGAGAGACCUUUACUGCGUGUUGGAGUGCGAUAGGGUGCACAAGGCGAGGACAGUGAUGCGAACUGGCGAUUUAAUGUUCGACUGGGACGAAACCUUCGAGCUGGAUCUCGUUGGCAACCGGCAGUUAGACUUGCUGGUCUAUUCCUGGGAUCCACAGUACAGGCACAAGCUUUGUUACAAAGGAUCUGUGCACCUGGCGACCCUUUUGAAAGAAUCACCAGUUCACCAGCUAGCUGUCAAAGUCGAACCACGUGGCACAAUUUAUCUAAGACUGAGAUAUACGGAUGCUCAGCAAACAUUCCGAAGGAGAGGGCUCCCAGUCAUAUCUCUGGCUACCAGAGUGGCGCCACUUUUCGGAGUUGACCUUGACACAGUGGUGAGUCGAGAGAGCAAGACUGGUGGAGUUCCUGGAGGUGUUUCUACCGCCCUAGCGAUGGGUGUUCCAAAUGUGCCCAUAAUUGUAUGGCGUUGUGUCGAAGAAGUUGAAAGAAGAGGUCUUGACAUCAUUGGUCUAUACAGGCUCUGUGGAUCAGCUACGAAAAAAAGGAUACUUAGGGAGGCUUUUGAAAGGAAUGCUCGUUCAGUGAACCUGUCGCCUGACAAUGUACCAGAUAUCAACGUGAUUACUGGUGUACUGAAGGAUUACUUGCGAGAACUUCCAGAACCACUCUUCACGAGGUGCCUCUAUCAGAUGAUGGUCGAUGCAUUGGCCGUCUGUCUACCGGAUGAUCCACAAGGCAACGCAAAACUCAUGUUCAGUAUACUUGACUGUUUACCAAAGGUGAACAGGUGUACGUUAAUCUACUUGCUGGACCAUCUGGCAAUGGUAGUAUCACAGUGUAAUAAGAUGUCACCAGCAAGUUUGGCAGUCUGUUUCGGACCAGUUUUAAUGCUACAUUCUGAAGAGAACGGGCCGCCUUUGGAUUUCCAACAACCAAUAGCAGUUCUCAAGUAUCUUCUUGAAAUUUGGCCUGUUAAGUCAGUUCGGAAGAUUUCUUCAGUCGCUUCGGCGCUUCCUCGAGUUACGCCAACAGUCGAGCACAACAGCAGUCAACAGCAACUGCAGCACCAGCAGCAGGCUCAGCAACAGGUGCAACAGCAACUGCAGGGAACAUUGGGACGCACAGGGCUGCCCUGGCAGCCUCAACACUCACUUCAUCAACAGCCCCCAACUACGGCAGCAACCGCAGCCCUCGCGCCCUCCACUCGUCCUCCACCACCGGUCAAGCCUCGCCAGGUGAUAGUCUCGUCUCCCGGUUCACCUAGCAGCGAGGAGUCGGAAGCCUCGCCGGAACCGAUUAACAAAAGCCUCCUGGGCGGCCUGGGACUCGAAAAGAACAACGAAGGGGCCACAGCGAACUCGACUGGUCCUGGAACAGAACAGAUUACGCCGACCAGCAGCGUCGACACCGAGGAGGGAAAUACACCACAUCCUGAAGAGGGUGAGAAGGGCGUCGAGGGUGAUGCAGAGGCCAGCGAUGACGAUCGACAUUAGCACGUACCCAAUACGCAUUAGAGUCUCGUAAAAUAUGAGGAUUUAAUCGGGGAUGUGCGCCCUGGAUAACUUCGACGUCUUCGUUUUACCGAUAGUUUGGAGAAUCUUGCGUUUCUUCUCUUUUUUUUUAAGAAGAUGAGAUUACUAAGGAACAGUGUUGGGCAUGAAAUAAUGAAUACAUCGAAAGGUUAAAAUUUGUUCAACUAGGAAUUACCUGGAUUAUCUAGUUGUUAGUUGUUAAUUGUUGAAAUAGACUGUAAACAGGCUCAAAGUCUGCUUACAGUUUCUCUAAAUUUAUUUAUUAUUUGAAGAAAGUUUGGCUAGGUUUGAAUCUUGCCCAAUACUGAUGCAUGCGUAUUAAGAGACUGACAAUGAAACUUGUAAUAGAAAUAUAAUGGAUUUUGAAGUCUGUUGGAACAGGAUUGAAAGGGUUUUGUUGCUCACAAGUGUGUUUGUUUGAAAUUGUUUAAAAAAAAGAGAGAGAGGUUAUAUUCUUAAGAUACAGCUUAUCAUUCAGAAUUGUAUGAAAUGAUAAACAAACAUGUUAAGAGUUUCUGUUUCAUUUUAAUCAAAGAUUCUCAUGAUGUGUUGACGAAAGCUGAAAAAAAGAAGAUAUACUUUCUACUUCUAAUUUCUCAAAGAUAUUUAACGCGUUGACUGCUUUGAUUUAGGAAUCUAACUUGUAUCUAACUUGUAUCUAACUUGAACAACACUUGUAUCGUGAAACGAUUUUUCAAUUUUUAAUAGGUACCAGCUACUUGUAGAGCAGCAAAGAAGCGAAAACCAAAGACUUGAAUCUUAAUCGAUGCUGUAUUACCUAGUGAAAUAAUUUUUCCUUGAAUGUUAUUAUUGUUGGCUGUGUUAGGAAAAUGGUUCUCUUCGUUGCGUAACGUUGUGUUUUGAAAUAUUUAUAGAUGUUUUCUGCGGCAGUCAGCGCGUCAAAUCGCACAUAUAUAUUAUAUUUGAAGAACAUAUAAUUUAUACAAUGAACGAGGCUGAAUAUUUGUCGCCAGACGCACAAUAUAAGCGAUCAUUGUUUCCGAGACGAAAUGGCGCGCAUAAUGGGACCACUGCGAAUAUUCGUUAAAGAAAAUAUCUUCGCGAAAAAACGAGAUUCAACGCUGAAAUUGACGAUCUGACGACUGACUGAAAGCCUUCUGCAAGUUUUAUAAUACGACUAAACAAAACCUAAACCAAAGAAAAUGAACUAAUCGAAAGUUGUACUAAUAUUUAGAAGAAGAUUUUACUCUUUAGCUGCGAUAUAUAUUAUGAUUUCACAAUGACCAAAGACUGUAAUGGGUUCCUAGUUUGAAACUUCUUGCACAAAAUUUGACUCCUAGAUAAUUUUGGUCUCGUUCAACCAAUGAAAUAAGUCGCCAUAUACAAGAGGAAAUAAUUCUCUCUUCCGCAGCUGAAGAGUCAAUAUUGCAAGGUUUUUGAACUUUUCUUCGAGCACAAAUGCCAGAAAGAUUAUCAACCAGCUGAACUUUUUUUCUAUUCUAUCUUGAGAUCAGUCAAAGCUUCUUUCAAAAACCCAACGGUUGAUCAAGCAAAAAUGGAGCCAGUAGACAAGAAACUAACAGAGGAAAGGAGGCAACGAGUGAAUAGUUGUACGACAGUGAACGUCUCUAAACAUUCCCUGCGUCCUAAAUUAUGCACAAAUCUAUUUUACCGACUGAGAAGAUAAUGUCCAAUGCAUUGGAACAGCAAAGAAAGGGAUACGAAUGGAAUGCAAAAAGGAAAUCUCGCGAUUCACCGCGCACAUCCUCAACUGAAGGAGAGACUCUACCAUUUCUCCAGUCGAUUUUUCAACAAAGUUCAUGGUGUUUCCCGGCCGGUCGAGACUGAGAUCUCACGCGAAAAAGUUCCGGAAGAGUUUCUUCACCGGCGAAGCUAGCUGCAGAAGAAGAAAGGCGACAAGAACUGAUCACGCUGACUGGCGAUGGAAGAAGAAAAGAGAGAGCGAUAUACAAGGAGGACAGGAGAUGAAACAAGAAUAAAUAACCAAAGAGAAAACAUACACACACAAAAGGAAAAGUUGAAUAAGAGACAUACACACACGUAGAGACAUAUAAGGAAAUAUGAAGAUGAUGAAUCACACAGACACAACGGUCGAUUUAUAUACAAUAUACUAUAUAUAUACAUAUUAUAUAUACACACAUAGGCUAGUCACGAUAUACAUGUGCUUUUGAUAAAAAAACUAUUACUUAGAGGUUAGCUAGCCCUCGUAUACAAAACACAAAGGAACUGCUGAUGUACACGACAGCUGCGUCGCACAUAUACAUGCAUUAUAUGUAAAAGGAGAAAAGAAAAUAAUUGAAAAAAAACGAAGGAUGAGAGAUAAGAUGCAAAGUAUAGGUGCACGCAGACGAUAAAGUUAUACAUAAUAUAUAUAAUGUUCAGCGCGACAGGAGUCGAGGAACCGACUCCAUGACUUCUUGUACAUGUUGACAAUAGCAAACCGACGAACGGAGAAGAAAGAUAAAGGAGAGAUUGGAUCAGAAUAAAAGCGGAGAGCCAGUGGUAGAUGAAUAGAAACUCACCGAGAAACGAUAAUAAUUAAACGGUUAAUUGUAAACUUCUAAACGAUUAAAAAAACAUAGCCAGUAUUAUAAUUGUGUACGUGAAGAAGCAAGCAUUUGAAGAGGACGAGCCGGGAGAGAGACCACCCUUCGGUCAGGGUAUUCCCCGGGGUUCGUUUGUUCUACGAUCUCGUCAACGGGGACACGAGUCGUUAUUUGACUAUUGUUACUGUCAUUAUGGUUAGUUAGUAUAAUAUUGUUGCGUACAGACAGUAGAUUUAAGUAGACCUCAUGGUAAUUAAUGAGUAGUCCCAUUUAAAGCUUAUUAUUCUUUUGAUCUAGCUUUUAAUAU
This is a messenger RNA of Bombus impatiens (common eastern bumble bee), 7294 nucleotides long. RefSeq names its product rho GTPase-activating protein 100F (gene RhoGAP100F). Lineage: Eukaryota; Metazoa; Arthropoda; Insecta; Hymenoptera; Apidae. The transcript is spliced from 19 exons. Gene Ontology annotation, biological process: signal transduction. The record is from RefSeq and is a predicted model, not a curated record. Gene Ontology annotation, molecular function: protein binding. Bases 275 to 4420 code for a protein of 1381 amino acids.